Molecule: messenger RNA, 4555 nt
Organism: Microcebus murinus (gray mouse lemur)
Lineage: Eukaryota; Metazoa; Chordata; Mammalia; Primates; Cheirogaleidae
Gene: RNGTT
Product: RNA guanylyltransferase and 5'-phosphatase
Biological process (GO): 7-methylguanosine mRNA capping; protein dephosphorylation
Molecular function (GO): mRNA guanylyltransferase activity; ATP binding; mRNA 5'-triphosphate monophosphatase activity
Source: RefSeq, a predicted model, not a curated record
CGGCUUUAACUCCUUGCUAUUCCUCCGCCGAGCAUACUUCUCUUCCCCUUUGACCUCGGAACGAAGGGGGCGGGGCCUCCAGAGGCGGAAGUCGCGGUGCAUUAUGGGCUUGGCCAAGCCGGGGAGUUGAGCCUGAAUGAAAGUGGCGCGCCGCUUACGUUACCCGGAUCGGAGCAGCUGGAAUUCGCGUCUCGAUUGGGAUUCAGGUGUCUCGGACCUCCGGUGUCUCGGACCACCUGCGGAGAGGCUGCGGCAAAGGCUCGGCGAGCGUUGGUGAAGGGGGCGGCUCUGCGUGGCCCCCCAAGACAUGGCUCACAACAAGAUCCCGCCGCGGUGGCUGAACUGUCCGCGGCGCGGCCAGCCGGUGGCAGGAAGAUUCUUACCUCUGAAGACAAUGUUAGGACCAAGAUAUGAUAGUCAAGUUGCUGAAGAAAAUCGGUUCCAUCCCAGUAUGCUCUCGAAUUAUCUGAAGAGUCUAAAGGUUAAAAUGGGCUUGUUGGUAGACUUGACCAAUACUUCAAGGUUCUAUGACAGAAAUGACAUAGAAAAAGAAGGAAUCAAAUAUAUAAAACUUCAGUGUAAAGGACAUGGUGAAUGCCCUACAACUGAGAAUACUGAAGCAUUUAUUCGUCUGUGUGAGCGGUUUAAUGAAAGAAAUCCACCUGAACUUAUAGGUGUUCACUGUACCCAUGGUUUUAAUCGCACUGGUUUCCUCAUAUGUGCCUUUUUGGUGGAGAAAAUGGAUUGGAGUAUUGAAGCAGCAGUUGCUACUUUUGCCCAAGCCAGACCACCAGGAAUCUAUAAGGGUGAUUAUUUGAAGGAGCUUUUUCGUCGCUAUGGUGAUAUAGAAGAAGCACCACCCCCACCUCUAUUACCAGAUUGGUGUUUUGAGGAUGAUGAAGAUGAAGAUGAGGAUGAGGAUGGAAAAAAGGAAUCAGAACCCGGGUCAAGUGCUUCCUUUGGCAAAAGGAGAAAAGAAAGGUUAAAACUGGGUGCUAUUUUCUUGGAAGGUGUAACUGUUAAAGGUGUAACUCAAGUAACAACUCAACCAAAGUUAGGAGAGGUACAGCAGAAGUGUCAUCAGUUCUGUGGCUGGGAAGGGUCUGGAUUCCCUGGAGCACAGCCUGUUUCUAUGGACAAACAAAAUAUUAAACUUUUAGAGCAGAAGCCAUAUAAAGUAAGCUGGAAAGCAGAUGGUACUCGGUACAUGAUGUUGAUUGAUGGCACAAAUGAAGUUUUUAUGAUUGAUAGGGACAAUUCAGUGUUUCAUGUUUCAAAUCUCGAAUUUCCAUAUCGUAAAGAUCUCCGGAUGCAUUUAUCAAAUACACUCUUAGAUGGGGAAAUGAUUAUUGACAGAGUAAAUGGACAGGCUGUUCCUAGAUAUUUGAUAUAUGACAUAAUUAAAUUCAAUGCACAGCCAGUUGGAGAUUGUGAUUUUAAUGUUCGUCUGCAGUGUAUAGAAAGAGAAAUUAUAAAUCCUCGACAUGAAAAAAUGAAGACUGGACUCAUUGACAAAACACAGGAGCCAUUUAGUGUCAGAAAUAAGCCAUUUUUUGACAUCUGUACAUCAAGAAAGCUACUUGAAGGAAAUUUUGCCAAAGAAGUCAGCCAUGAAAUGGAUGGACUUAUUUUUCAACCUACUGGAAAAUAUAAACCUGGUCGAUGUGAUGAUAUUUUGAAGUGGAAGCCUCCCAGUCUGAAUUCUGUGGAUUUUCGUCUAAAAAUAACAAGAAUUGGAGGAGAAGGGUUACUUCCUCAGAAUGUUGGCCUUCUGUAUGUCGGAGGUUAUGAAAGACCCUUUGCACAAAUCAAGGUGACAAAAGAGCUAAAACAGUAUGACAACAAAAUUAUAGAAUGCAAAUUUGAGAACAACAGCUGGGUCUUCAUGAGACAGAGAACUGACAAAAGUUUUCCUAAUGCCUACAACACUGCCAUGGCUGUGUGCAAUAGCAUCUCAAACCCUGUCACCAAGGAGAUGCUGUUUGAGUUCAUCGACAGAUGUGCUGCAGCUUCUCAAGGACAGAAGCGAAAGCAUCAUCUGGACCCUGACACGGAGCUCAUGCCACCACCACCUCCCAAAAGACCGCGUCCUUCAACCUAAGACCUGCCUCUCACUUCAGAGUUAAGAGGAAAAAUGAACGAGAAAAAAUGCUGUUGCCUGAUUUUUGUAGCCAGAGAAAUUCAAAAGUGAGUGUGACUUGAUGUUGAUACACAUUUGAAUUUUUUUAAGAAAAGAAAGGUAUUGUAGCCAGCCUGUAAAUACUGAUGCGUUUGUUUCCUCAGUGCUGCAAUACAUCAUGGACUUAAACAUUUUAUUUAUAUCUGAUAAACUCAGCCUUACCUUGUGGAAUCUGAAGAUUGAAAUAUCCAAAGGUUUAAACAAGAUUGAAAUCAAUGAAAAAGAGGCCUUGUUUAUAUAUGGAUAACUUUCGCAUUUAAUUUAUAAAAUUAGCAAUCUGGAACUGUGAGCACAUAAAACACUGUAUUUUUUAGAAGUUGUGUUUCAACUAUGGCAGUUUUUCCUUUUAAAAAGUUUAGGCAAUGGCAUUAAACAUUCUUGCUAUCAUUUAUCAUGGAUUUCCAACAUUUCUGAGAUUCCUGUAUUCAAAAACAAAUGACAAGUUUGUUAAGGAUUGUAAUAUAUUAAACAACUUGGUCUGGUUUAUAUCAUUUUAAGGAGGAUUUUUUUUUUUUUUUGAAAAUGUAAAAGUAAUAAAGUAAAGCUCCAUUUUUGUGAAUUGCAUCGUUCCUAAAGGACAUACUUUGAGUAUUUUCAUCUGUUUCUGUUGUUUAAAUUAUGUUAUCAGAUGUUCAAUGUGUCCAUACUGGCAGAGGUUUUGAGUUACUUCAUGGAACUUGGAUAUACACCACCAGGUUUUUUAUGUGUUGUUUUCCUGGGAGACUUUUCUUUUUUUCAAAUGCCAAGGCUACUUCUGCUUUACCUCAGUGGUAUCAGCACAUUGUAAAUUAUAUUAAAAGACACAACUCACUGUGAUCUAUGGGAAUGAUAUCAAAUACAAACAAUGUUGUGUUAGUUCCCUGAAACAAAACGGCAAAGGAAAUGCCAGCUGACUCCUUUGAUUAGAAGGUAAUGUCAAUGGAAUAGAAUGCUGUCACUAGAAAAUGCUCUCCCACUGCUAGAUAAAUGCAGAGGCAAAGCAUAGACAUUUGUAGGAACUAAACAUCAAGAAAAUCAAGACAUUUAUUUUCAAAGCCAGAAUUCUAUCUCUGUUCUAUUCUGGGGAUGUUGUUUCUGUUAGACAUCUGAAUUUUAAAAUGUUUAUUGAUAGAUAAUGGAUUUGAAGGGCAGCUAAUUGGUCAUCUGCCAUUUCUGAGAAACUAUGUCUGAUUGGUUUGUGAAGGAACUCUCAGAAUUAGCUGAUUAGAGGCUAAUGUAUUUAUUUUUAGGUAUUUGAAAUAAAUUUUCAUGAUCUGAAUUUUAUAUAUGUAGAUGCAUAUAUAUGUAAGUUUAUGCAACAGUAUAUAUUCUUCUACUGAUACAGUCAGACAUGAAAAUCCAAAUGAGUUACCUGGUAGACUGAAUAUCUGACGGGAUUUCUAUAUGACACAGCACAGAUUAACCAAAAAUGUAUUUAUAUUCACCUGAGUUUUAAAUGUUUUUAGACAAAGUUUUCUCCUACAGUGCUUUUCUAUAUAAAAUACCAGAGUCAUGCUUGGGCUUUUUUCUUUGUUGUUCCCAAGUUAUGUAAUGGAUAGUGAAUUUAUCCAAAAUGCCAUUUUGAUGUUUUUUCCUAGAGUACUUUUGUCGUUUGGGCACUAAAGGGAUUAAAACACCUGACUGCCACAAUGACUAUUGAAAGAGGGAAAAUUCUCAAGGCUCCAUAGUGUCUUUUACAAAAUGGAUCUUUAAAAAAAUGCCUAUGCAACUCCAAAUAGUCUGAUGCCUGUUUGUCCAGGACUAGUGACUCUUCACACGGUAUGUUGCUUUCCUCCGAGCAUGGGUAAAGGCAGAGCCCUUUUGCAGAUACAAAAACAAGCUUUGCCAGUGAUUUUUAAUGGAGUUAAAGUGUUUAUGGUAAUUGUAACCUUUUAAAAGAGUUAUGUGAAAAGAGCAUCUCAUUUUUAAUAUGCCCAGAUAUUUUCUCUUUGUCAUUGUGCAUUUUAGCAGGACUUAAUUUUCUUAAUUUAUCCUUUCCUUUCAAUUAUAGUGAAGUAUACUAGUUGGCCUUAUAAGUAGAUCCUGUUUAGCCCCUGAACACAUGACCAUCUGGAGUAUCAUAAAAAGUCAUUUAGAAGGCUGGGGGAGAAAUACAGAGGCAGGAUUUUGGAUAUCAGGAAGGAAAUACUUCUCUUUUCAGCUCACUUCACAAUAGCUAUUUUCCGAGGCUGAAGUUUUUUAGAUAAGAAUAAGAAAACUUUGAUUUUUUCAGUAUCACAUGUAAAAGCUUUUGCUUUUUGUUAGGAAAAGGUGUAGAUGACUCUACUUGCCUGGAUGGUUACAUUUGCUUUCCGUGAAAUGCUCAGAAAAUGUCAGGACAUUCCUUCUUUAAUUGUGUGUUAGUGCAUAUUGUAAUAAAACUGCUGAUUUAAAAUA